CUCUUUAGCUUUUGAUUAGAGAGAAAGCAAUGUUAGCACUGAAGGCUUGUCUGAGACUAGUAGCUGAAAGGGAAGACAAGGAAACCAUCAGCAUUCGCUAUUAUGAGUUGGCAUAUAAAGAAGCAGUAUCUGGACUGGUGGAUGGUGUUGGCAGUGUCAGUGGUAGUGGGUCUAAGGAUAAAGCUGGUAACCUUGGGAGAGAUGAUCGUAUUCAUGGAUCACUGCUCAUCAUUAAUGAGCUGAUCAUGAACUGUGCUUUCCCUGAUGAAAGUGUUCGUGAGGAGUUGUUGGAAGAUCAUGAAAGUGAAGAUGUGAUGGGACUCUCUUCACUCAUCAAUUGUUCUGAAGCUAAGUCUGUCUCUUACUCCAGUGCAGCCAAGAAUCAGGACACUGGAG
Messenger RNA from Amphimedon queenslandica, 396 nucleotides. Its product is annotated as serine/threonine-protein kinase mTOR-like. The record is from RefSeq and is a predicted model, not a curated record. NCBI's taxonomy places the organism in Eukaryota, Metazoa, Porifera, Demospongiae, Haplosclerida, Niphatidae. The annotation marks the transcript as partial. The transcript has 3 exons.